AUGGCUCCUGCAAGAGACGACGAGCUGUUCACAACAGCCAAUGCCGAACUUCCCACAGCCAGCACCAAAUCCAAGGUUGGAGAGGGUCGCCUCAUGCACCGCUCUUUAGUCCAACACCCCUCCAUGGUCGAAUCAGCAAGCGGUAUCUACCUGAACCUCGCCAACGGCAAGAAGGUCAUCGAUGCAUGCGGUGGCGCUGCUGUAGCUCUGAUUGGCCAUGCCAACGAAGAGGUCAUUCAAGCCAUCUCGGACCAAGCCCGGAAGGUGAGCUACGUUCACACCCAAGCCUACACCACGCAGCCGGCCGAGGAACUUGCCGACCUCAUCCUCGAUGGCAACCCACAUGGCCUCGAGAAGGCCUUCUUCGUAUGCAGCGGAAGCGAAGCCGUUGAGUCGGCCCUGAAGCUGGCGCGUCAGUACCACUUCGAGAACGACCAGCCGCAGAGAAAGCACUUCAUCGGAAGAAAACAAGCGUACCACGGCAACACCAUGGCUGCCAUGUCGAUUUCGACAGUCGCAUCACGAAAGGUCCCCUACGAGGGCUUCUGUUACCCCCACGUCUCAUAUGUAUCACCGGCAUAUCCGUAUCAAUACCAGAGAGCAGAUGAGACCGAAGAUGAAUUUACAGCCAGACUGCUCGCUGAGGUUGAGGCUGAAUUUCAACGGGUUGGCCCUGAAAAUGUCAUCGCCUUUGUUGCUGAGACAAUGGUAGGCGCUACAGCCGGCUGCGUGGCACCUCCUGUCGGCUACAUCGCUGGCGUUCGUCAGAUUUGCGACAAGCAUGGCUCUCUCCUCAUCCUCGACGAAGUCAUGUGCGGCACCGGACGCACUGGAACCUACUUCGCCUUUGAGCAAGAGGGUGUUGUUCCCGAUAUCGUCACAGUCGCCAAGGGGCUCGGCGGAGGCUACGGCCCCAUUGCCGGCGUCCUCAUGCACGAAAAGGUCGUGUCUAUGCUGAGGCAGGGGUCCAACGCCUUUAACCACGGGCACACCUACCAAGCUCAUCCCAUUGCCUGCGCAGCUGCGUUGGCUGUGCAGGAGAUUGUGAAGCGGGAUGACCUCGUCGCUCGCUGCGCACAGCUGGGGAGGCAGCUCGAAGCACUGCUGCAUAUCGAGCUUAUCAAUUGCAAAUCAGUCGGUGAGGUUAGAGGGAGGGGCUUGUUCUGGGCUGUCGAAUUUGUCAAGAACAAGGAGACAAAGGAGACCUUUGACCCUAAGCUGCGGUUCGGACUUCGAGUUCAAGAGCGGGCAUUUGAGAAGGGCGUGGCUCUCUACCCUGGCGCUGGUACAGUGGACGGCUCGAGAGGAGAUCACGUCCUGCUUGCUCCUCCAUUCACCAUAACAGAACAGGAGUUGCGUAAGAUUUGCAGCGUGUUCAGGGAAGCACUUGAGGAGAUUGAAGCGGAAAUCCUAUGA
Molecule: messenger RNA, 1416 nt
Organism: Colletotrichum phormii
Lineage: Eukaryota; Fungi; Ascomycota; Sordariomycetes; Glomerellales; Glomerellaceae
Product: aminotransferase class-III
Exons: 1
Coding region: 1-1416 (471 amino acids)
Cellular component (GO): cytosol
Molecular function (GO): transaminase activity; pyridoxal phosphate binding
Source: RefSeq, a predicted model, not a curated record